GAAAGAUAUAUUGGACACAUCCUUCUUUAUAUAAGAACCAUUUGAUAUUAACCCUAAACCUUGUUCUUCUUCAGCCGCAACUCACACCUUCUCUAGGGUUUUUAAUUCCUCCAAAUUCUUUGCCCAACAUGGUUCUUCAAAAUGAUAUUGAUUUGCUGAAUCCUCCCGCUGAGAUUGAGAAGAGGAAGCACAAACUUAAGCGUCUUGUUCAGUCCCCAAACUCUUUCUUCAUGGAUGUUAAGUGUCAGGGUUGCUUUAACAUAACGACUGUGUUUAGCCACUCUCAGACUGUUGUUGUAUGUGGGAACUGCCAGACUGUCUUGUGCCAGCCAACUGGUGGACGGGCAAGACUAACUGAGGGAUGCUCUUUUAGGAAGAAGGGUGAUUGAAAGCUGUUAGCUUUUUUCUUGUUUGAGUGGAGAGUUUCAGAAAUGCCUUCUCUUGUUUUGGUUAUGAUAUCUUAAUUGUUAGAAUGGAUGACAUUAAGAACCACCGAAUUUUGCAAUUCUCUUAUCCUCCGGUUUUGUUCA
Molecule: messenger RNA, 530 nt
Organism: Vigna angularis (adzuki bean)
Lineage: Eukaryota; Viridiplantae; Streptophyta; Magnoliopsida; Fabales; Fabaceae
Product: 40S ribosomal protein S27-2
Exons: 4
Coding region: 129-389 (86 amino acids)
Biological process (GO): ribosomal small subunit assembly; translation
Cellular component (GO): ribosome; cytosolic small ribosomal subunit
Molecular function (GO): structural constituent of ribosome; RNA binding
Source: RefSeq, a predicted model, not a curated record